Belonocnema kinseyi is the source of this 6850-nucleotide messenger RNA. RefSeq lists its product as uncharacterized. The record is from RefSeq and is a predicted model, not a curated record. NCBI's taxonomy places the organism in Eukaryota, Metazoa, Arthropoda, Insecta, Hymenoptera, Cynipidae. The transcript is spliced from 4 exons. Gene Ontology annotation, molecular function: chitin binding. The coding region runs from base 156 to 2303 and encodes 715 amino acids. Gene Ontology annotation, cellular component: extracellular region.
GGCCACACGUUCUCCAGUGGGACCGCAGUCGCAUCCCCGAGUUUCAUUGAGUCGGUAACAAACUAACAAAGCAAAAAUAGAGUCUGUCCUAACACAACGUGAAAGUGACUAUCCGUUCAUCAGUUCCUCUGUCUCCCGGCUCAGGGGCUAAUAUCAUGUCGCCGUCCAGGAGCCUCUUCUUCGCCCUUGCUUUUGCCGGAGUUUUAUGGAGUUGUGUUCUCUGCCUCCAACGACCUCCACCGAGAUAUUCGCAACAAUAUAUGCCAGAAACCUCCUUUACCUGUCGCAAUAAAAUUGUAGGCAGCUAUUACGCCGACCCGGAGACUGACUGUCAACUUUUCCACGUUUGUGUAUCCGUUGCUGGAAGCAUCCAAGAUUAUCGAUUCCUGUGUCCGAAUGACACAGCUUUUGAUCAGGAGAGUCAAACCUGUGCUGAUUGGUACGAUGUAGAUUGCGAGGCCGCAACAUUAUACUACGCCAGUGACAACUUUGACCUAUACAGAAUAGGUUCAGGUUUAGAAUCUCUUCACUUCGACAGUAUCCGCAGUGAUGCUGAACCUCAAGAUCAUCUUCAGCGCAGUGAGACCAGCGACGCAGUUCGAUCUUCUGCAAACGCCCUUAACAGAGUAGCCGCAACUAGUUUCAAGGACACCAGUAACAAGGACAUCCUUCGCGGAAGCAGCAGCAGCAACUACUUCAACAACAGAAACAACGCCAAGGACGAUGAUUAUGAAAACGAUAAAACCUAUGACAAGACUACUCAGGAACCCAGGAAAAAGUCUGGAGUCAGAAAAAUCAGCAGGAAACAACAGUAUAGUGGAAACAACGGAAACAGCUACACACCCACAUCAGCGCCGGUAACUCAAACCACUGGCAACUACAAUUCAAAUGUGAACUACUACAGUGACAAAACUUAUAACCACAACCAAAGAAAUUUCAAUGCACCAACAACCACCCAACGUCCAUCCUCUGCUCAAGACACUUUCAAGAAUACUCAGAAGUACACUAACCCAACAACUAGCCGCCCAAGCUCAACUUUUAGUUAUUCUACCUAUACCACUACGACCUACAGACCGAUUACCAAUUACCCAGAAGGCUUUACUGGAUUCCCGAUUAUACCCAGCACCACUGCUAAGACUACAACCACCGACAGCGACACCGACAACUAUAAUACUGGUUUGGGCAGUAGCAACUUUCGUCAAUCUAGUGAAACAACACCAAGACCUUCCAUUUUUAACAGCAACAAGAAUUUCUUCAAUCCUUCCACCUUUACUGGAACUUUCUCUCAAUCCACGACCGUUCAACCAAGCACGAAUUAUCAGUCAAGUGACUUUGGUAACUACCAGAGAAACUACAACAAUAUACAACGCACCAGCAGUACUGGAUUCCCAUCGUCAACAAAUGCCCCAACCUUUUUUGAUACCUUCAGUAGCAAUACCAACAAUGGCCAGCACAAAUCCAGAUCAAACUCUCCUUCAACAAUAAGACAAGACUUUACUCAGACCACUAAAUUAUUUUCGAACAACUACUCUGGCAACAGCUAUGCACCAACAACCUACAGUCCAAUUACGAAGAAGAAUGUUAAUGUCAGAGGUGGAGACCGUUAUAGCUUACAGUCGUCUUCCAAUGAUGAUGGUCAUUACAGAAAAAAUGAGAAUACCCGACAGUCCUCGAAUGAUGACGGACAGUACCGAAAAAGUGAAAACAAUAGGCAGUCGUCGCAUGAUGAUGGUCAGUACAGAAAAAGUGAGAGCAAUAGGUAUUCCCAAACUCGCGAUAAUGUACAAUACAAUGAAAAAUCAAGCCACAGCAAACCUACCCAGUACUACGACUCAACAAAGAUACCCAAGAAAGUCACUCAGUACAAUAAUUAUGAUGCAGGAAAUACUGGGAAGUACUAUGAAACCAGCACUGCUAACUACGAUUUUGGUAGGUCUGCUGGCAUUGGAUUCAGUCCAUCAAGCAUCAAUCAUUUAGCUGAAACACCCAGAUCUACAACUCCUGUUCCAAGGAGAAAUGGAGCACCAACUACCUAUAACCCAAACAGCUAUAAUGCUAACACUCAAAAACCCGCUCAAUCUCAAACAACUUCCCGAGGAACAACUUACGUUAGUAAUUCUGCUAGGCCAUUUUCAACAACCACAAGAUUUGCAGAUAUCACAACUGUGAAACCCGUUAAAUCCGGAAAAAAGAACGACUAUGAUUAUGCUUACUACGACAACGCUGGAGCUUUGGAAUAUGAUGGUCUCGAACUUGAACACGUAACCGGAAGCAAAGAGUCUUCAAAAAUUUCAAGAUCUUAAGAACCUUUUUUAAAAUUUUUUAAUUAACAAAAAAUUCUCCAAAUUUAAUAUUGUCCCAGCCAUAAUCAACAAAGAGAUAAAAUUUCCAACCACUAUUUCAUCAAUAAUCCAACAACUAUUCAUUUAAGAAUAGAAGACUAUUAGUUUAAGUACAAAUCUAAAUUAAUGGUAUGAUUCGGUCAAAUUCAAAUAUUGAAUCAUCAAUCGCAAGUUGUUCGUAAACAACGCAUAAUAUUGGAUAUUGCACAAAUUAUGUGAUUAUAAUUUUUCCAUAUAAAAUGUCUCGAAUCUUGCUUGUUCCUGAAGAACUUGGGUGAUGAAUGAUUACUAUUUACAAAGAGGCCAGUGAGCCACGGAGGGCAGAUUUUCUCUUCAUGAGAAACAUUAAGUAUUCUCAGUUAUAACAAAAAUCAAUCUUUCCUUUAAAUGAUUGAUGAAAUUAAUCUUCAAAAGUGAGUAAAUUAUUUUUGCCAGAAGUCUUAUAAAUAAUUGAUCCUCUGGUUCAAUGUUUACUUUUUUGUAGUAAACGAAAAUUUUUAUAAGCUGAGAACGCCUAAUCAGAAUUUGGUAAAGAGGACUGAUUUCUGUUGGUAACGGAAACGCAAAAAAUAUAUUCCGUUUGAUUUAAAUGCGUAUGAUAUGUUUGUUGACUCUUUUAUAUGCAGGAUGAGUUUGCUUUUUCAAUUAUAUACAGGCCUAAUUACUUAAGCUCUGUGGCCUAAAUAUUCUCGUCAGUAUUUUAACGGGGAGCGUAAAGUAUCGUAUGGGAUACACUAAUAUUAACAUUGGCGUUUACGUGAAAUUCUGUUCCUUGUUAUCAAGUGAAAUGUUUUUGUAGGUGUAUAUAUUAUAGGAACUGAAAGACCCCAAUACGAGUAUAAGAUUGAAAUUUAAUAAUACGCAUUAUGCGUUAUUAUACUAUCUAUAUUUUUUACGAACUGAGUGUAUAUAUUAUAAUUAUUACAAUUCUUUAAAAUGCAUUAAAUGCAUCGAAAACAAUACCAUUGCCUAAUUUUACCCUACCUUUAACUUCUCCUGAUUAAUGAAGCUUCAUCAAAAUUGGUGACCAAUUAAUUACGGCUGGCGUGGGACAGCGAGGGAAUAACAUAUUGUCACUUUGAAGCAUAUAAGAUAAAUAAUCAAAUGUAAUCCGAUAUGAUCCAAUCAAACUAUGAUUAGAGUUGAAACACGCGGGUCAACUCACACAUGUCACAUACAAAACAUGUAGUUAAUUUUUUAAGUUAGCCCAGAUGUUGGCUCUGGGAGCUUAAUGAAGAUGUAACCGGAGGUAUAUGUCGCCCGACUCGUUACUUUCCACAACACCAGACGCCGAUUGAGUCGGUAAAAUCAAUUCACUGGUCACUAUUAAUGUACUACUUAUCACUUCCCUUAAUGAUAACCUGAAGGAGGCAUCAGCACGAGGCACACAAUCACUUAUUUAAGUUAAGAACACUUUUCAAGAACAGUAUUUGAUAAGAACAGUAAUAAGACCUAAGAAAGCAUGAGUCGCAACUAGAACCGAUAAUCAACAUGAAUUUAUGUAAUGUAGCGCGUGAAACUUCAUCUCAUUAAGAGGUCACAAGUUCCCUGUACGAAAGUAAAAACGGAACUGAAAAAAGAAAGCCAAUGGAGCGAGCCACAAUGACAACAACACUACCGCUUCAUACACGCGUUCGCAAGGUCACGAGCGAUGUACACAAAGAAAAGUGACCAUGCGGAACAAUAGCUUCAGAGACAAACUCCAAACAUUCACAAACCUUAUUAGGAAUAAUAAACAUUUUUCAAUGAUAAACUUGAUUAAAAUCUUAACUAAAUUAAAUUGAAUAGGCUCAAAAAGUAUUACCAUCUUGCCCACCUCGUUCUGUGGACAUAAUAAAUUAAAAUUGAAUCUUAUAUGUGAAAAAUACAAAUUUCUUAAAAAAUAAAUUAAAGUCAGGUGGGCGAUUGAUUUAGAAAUCUAAAACAAUAUAAAGACUCAAAAUGGUCCCCGCCCGCCUUGAAGCAUAAACUUGCAAAGACCAACAUCUAAUGAAACAAGAUUGUUUCCAUCCGCCACGAAAGACCAAGCUGGAAAGAGCAGCACGUAACUAGACGACGUAUUUGCCGCCCGCUAUGAGAUACCAUGCCACACAAAAACUAAUAUAACCCGUAACAACAUUUAAUAUGUCGUUGGCAACAAUAUAGUCUGACAGUUAACUGCCGCAUAAGCGUGAUGUUGCCGUGUAAACAGGUAACUUGGUUUCAGUCCUCAGAGGACAAAUUUGAUAAGCAGAUUCCAACUUAUGUGCUAGGAUCUUAAAAGCUGUGAGAAUGUAUCGUACAAGAUGAUAGCUUGAUCAGGUACCAGGAACAUCCAUCUGACAGCUCGUGAUCAAAGCUGCAUUGCAACGUUUUGCGGAGGCAUGUCUCCCAGGAAUAGAUCAUCACGGGGAAUUUCUUGCGAAUAAGAUACAGAGUCACAGAUCAUCCUUCCAUAACUAACUCAGUACGUACCAAGUCAUUCCUGAGUUUCAGCAGCGGAGCAAUAUAGACAGCCCCGCGUCAUCCACGGAUGAUCGGCAAUUAAUAAUUGCAAUUAAUAAAGCAAUUAAUACUCGAUGCUUCGCUUGAUGCUAAUCUGAUGAUAUCUUGGUCACCAUAGCUUUGUGUCACCAAAUGCAAACUUGAUCUCCGUGACAGAGAGUUAGGCAGUGUUUAUAUUAACAUCUAUUAGUCACCUAAAAAGAGGCAAAAUUGGAAAGAGAAAGUGGUUCUUUGAAAAGUAUUUGAAAACAAGUAAUGUUACUAGUGAUAAUAGUGAGAGUCACUAAUAAUAAAAAAAAGUUCAUCACCGUCCACUUUAACUUGUCAAUAUAAACUGCGACGCAACUUUACUGGCAACAAAAGUCAAGAUAAGAGCGGCAACGGUCGCAAUUUCGAAUCUGGAUUUGAAUUCUACCAGUACGGAGAUUUCUUUAGAUCCUUCAAAGAGGCCUUUAAAAUAAACGAUGAUAUAAGGUUACUUACACUCAAAAAAAGACCUACAAAUAUAAGUAAAAAAGACGAUUUGAAGGGAAGUUUACGAAAGAUGAAUGCGGACGUCGUUUUAAUGAAUCAUAUUAUCAGAGGCGUAUGUGCAAAGGGGAAGUGAUUUCAAUAUCAUGAAUCAUCUACUCAAAAAGCGCCAUUUGCGGUGUUUUUCUUUUGUUGUACACUUUUUACCAACAUGUAAAGCGCUUUAAUUUUGGGUGGUUGCAAUUAUUAAAAUCAUAUGAAUGUACUAUUUGACAGCGAGACAUGGGCCUAUCAAGAAAAUGAUAAGAGUAAAGUUACCACGAAUGAAAUGACUGCGCAUAAUAUGAGGGAAAACUCUUAUGGAUAAAGUGAAUAACGAAAUAAUUCAGAAAGAAUGUGGUUCAGAAGAAAUACGAGUUGGUACAUGGGAAAGAAGUUGGUUAAGAUCGUUUGGAACGUUGAGAGGAUGACAAAUGGACGACUAACGAAACAAAUGUAUGAAGGUAAAGUAAAUGAUAUCGUGUCCAGAGACAGACCGCGGAAAUAAUGUUUAGCAUGUCUAAAUGAGACCCUAGUUAGAAGAGACAUAAGAAGCCACAGAAACACGAGAGUUUGCAUGAAAAAAUGCAUGAACGUGAAAGAAGCUAGAGAAGUAUGCCAGGGCAGAUAAGUAUGGCGGUAAAUAGUUAAUAAAAGGAGGGUCAGUAGAGUGAAUGACGAAUGAAACAAAAGACCGUGGAUACUAAUAGACUCAAGUGGGGGAUCUCACAUGAGGACUUUGUGAAGCUCUUCACUUGGGGUGAUUGCUAAAGAGAUUUAUUAGCAACCUAGAUCAAAGCAGUGUUGCGGAACAAACCUAUUAUUUAAAUGAAUAACACGAGAAUUCAAGACCAAUUUAAAAACUAUAUAACUCCUGCCUCACAUUACUCCCUUCCCCAUCGAGUGAGUCGCGCCUACCCCGAAAGGGAAAUGGUUCAAAACGGUUAAAAUAUUGUAACGCUACACUGAAAAAAAUGGUAUAGCUGUUCUAGCUAGAAAUAUAUUGCUGAGGAGAUAUAGCUGAAUAGAAACCGUCUGUCUUCCGCAGACAGAAAAUGUACAAAUAAUUCUGUCAUUAUUUGCUAAACAUUCUAGCAGUCAUGAUCAAACAGCAUAUUUCUUAUAAUUAGUUUGCUCGUGCAGCUAAAAAUUGUAACCUAAAAUAAUUGUAGCAUCAGUUUUAGGCCUAUAAAUUGAAAUGCAUUUAAAAAAUGUACCGCCUUGCAUUAGUUCACACAACACUAACACCCGACUUUUCCGAAAAUACAAGAAGCUCGUGCAUCGUGCCAUGUGGCUUGUAAGAGUUAAAAAAUGAAUAAUAUAUACAGUAAUGCAACGACAAUGAUGGAACCGGUUAUGGAAAAAAGAGAUUUUUUGAUUAGCUGUAACCUCCAGAAUUAUAUUGAAGCUCUCAAAAUGCGCAUAUGACAUCAGAAAAUCUUCGCUUACAACUUUUUUUCGAUACGCCCUAGUGUACAUAUUGAUAUGUAUUGAUUAUAACUAACUGUUUUCAA